CAUUGGCGUUCAGGCUGUUCCGGCACCCACGAUAUAUGUAGAGGGUAUACUCGCCGAGAGCACGUGCGCAUUCAGGGGACUGUCAUCCCUCACUCUUUUGGUUUGUUUUGUAGCCUUCCACUCUCUUUCUGCUACUGCCUUUCAUUUUACAAUCAUUGAUGCAGCGCACGCCUUUCAUUCCUUGAUAUACCGGCGAGAUAACAUGCGGUUGCAAGCAUUUCUGGGGGCCAUAUGCCUGCGCGCAGUUGCAGCCUACUGGAUGGAGGAUGUCCAACACCAAGGGAUUUCCUCCUUUAACUCGGAUCCAUCGGGCUACCAGGUCUUCAGGAAUGUCAAAGACUUCGGAGCCAAGGGCGACGGUGUCACGGAUGACACGGCGGCCAUCAACGAGGCCUUAACGAGCGGGGACCGCUGCGGUUUUGACGGGACGUGCUGGGGUGGUUCUACCACGACUCCGGCCACCGUAUACUUCCCAAAUGGCACCUACCUCAUCUCCUCCUCCAUUCUGGAUUACUACUAUACCCAGCUCAUCGGCGACCCCACUGCAAUGCCUGUCAUUAAGGGCUCCGCCAACUUCACUACGUCUCACGGUAUGUCGCUAAUCGAGGCGAACCGGUAUGGCGCGAACGGCCUUUCCUACAAGGCGAUCAACGUGUUCUUCCACCAGAUUCGCAACUUGGUCCUGGACACCACCGGCAUGUCACCUAAUACUUCGGCCAUCGCCAUCCAUUGGCCAUCCUCUCAGGCAACCACGAUUCAGAAUGUCGUUUUCCGCCUUUCCGAAGCCCCAGGGAACAAGCAUACUGGAAUAUUCAUGGAGGAAGGCAGUGGUGGCUUUCUUGGGGACCUGGUCUUCUACGGUGGCCAGUAUGGUGCCCAGCUCGGGAACCAACAAUACACGACACAGAACCUCACCUUCUACAACGCGCAAACCGCCAUACUCCAAUUCUGGAACUGGUUUUGGGUGUAUAAAGGUAUCACCGUUGUCAACUGCGAGGUCGGUAUCGACAUAUCGGCCUCUAGUGUUGGCUCUGCAGUGAUACUAGACAGCUCCUUCCACAACACCUCUGUUGCUUUGGCCACGAAUAGAAGCACCACUGAGCCAGGGGAGAUGCCCGGCCAAGGUUCCCUGGUACUCGAAAACGUUGAGUUCAGUGGUGUCGAUACUAUGGUGGUAGGCCUCAGCAACGCCUUGGAGCUGGAACUCUCAAGCGAAAGCACCACCACCAUCAGUGGCAAAGUUUUGGGAAAUGUAUACACGCCGAGCGGGCCGAACUUUGUCUACGAUGGACCUAAUGACUGGUUCGACCGUCCAACUGCUCUGGAGGGCGAGGGCAAGUACUACAGGCAUUCGAAGCCCCGCUACGACGACACGCAUUCCACGCAGUUCCUUUCGGCCCGCAGCUUCGGUGCAAAGGGCGAUGGUGUUACGGAUGACACCGCUGCUCUCAACCUUCUCUUCGACUCCGCGUCCCAGUCCUUCAGCACCGGCGCAGUUGCAUUUGUCGACGCGGGUUACUAUAAAGUGACGGAUACGAUACGUAUUCCACCGAAUGUGCGAAUCGUUGGCGAAGCCCUAUCAUCUGUCAUUAUGGCCUCUGGAGAAAAGUUCUCCGACAUGAGCAACCCCGUCCCGGUGGUUCAGGUUGGAUUGCCUGGCGAAUCAGGCUAUAUUGAGUGGAGUGACAUGUUUGUUUCCACACAGGGCGGCACUGCUGGUGCAAUCCUCGUCGAAUAUAACCUUGCAGGCUGUUCAGAAUGCGAAAAUCCUUCAGGGAUGUGGGAUGUACACCUUCGUGUCGGUGGCCACGCUGGCUCGCAGCUCCAAAAGAACGACUGCCCAGCUAUCAAGAACGGGACCAAGAUCCUUGAUAGUUGCAUCGCGGCGUAUAUGGGUAUGCAUAUCACCAAACCCGCAUCUGAUCUGUAUAUGGAGAAUACCUGGAUGUGGGUUGCAGACCAUGAUAUCGAGGAUCAAAAUGCUACUCAAGUCUCGGUCUACGGCGGCCGCGGUCUUCUUAUAGAGUCUGAAGCCGGACGGAUCUGGAAUGUCGCCUCAGGUGUCGAACACUGGGUUCUUUACCAAUACCAGCUCAAAAAUACGCAGGAUAUCUGGAUGGGUCAGCUUCAGUCGGAAACACCCUACUACCAGCCGAACCCCCCCGCACCCUAUCCAUUCACCGAAGUGAACGAGGAAUUAAGCGACCCCGACUUUGCGACAGACUGCGCGGCUCUUGCUAGCAGCGGUGGCUUUAUUUCCGGUUCCAACAUCACCGCACCCUGCGAGAUGGCGUGGGGGUUGCGAAUCAUCGACAGUAGCAAUGUAGUGGUGUAUGGAGCUGGUCACUAUAGCUUCUUCAACAGCUACGACACAACGUGUAGCGACGGGCCCUUUGGGUCGACAAAGAAGUGCCAGUCUCGGAUGGUCUGGAUUGAGGAUACCACAGGAUCCUCGGAGAACAUCGCCAUUUACAACUUACUGACCAUUGGUGCUUUGAGCAUGCUGACGCACAAUGGCUCAGAUGUUGCAUUGUGGAAGGACAAUUGGAACGUGUUUGGAGAGUCAUUGGCUCUGUUCAAGGCCUCAUAA
Messenger RNA from Diaporthe batatas, 2590 nucleotides. RefSeq lists its product as uncharacterized. The record is from RefSeq and is a predicted model, not a curated record. The coding region runs from base 203 to 2590 and encodes 795 amino acids. Gene Ontology annotation, molecular function: polygalacturonase activity. NCBI's taxonomy places the organism in Eukaryota, Fungi, Ascomycota, Sordariomycetes, Diaporthales, Diaporthaceae. The transcript is spliced from 4 exons.